Suillus plorans is the source of this 623-nucleotide messenger RNA. RefSeq lists its product as uncharacterized. The transcript has 5 exons. Gene Ontology annotation, molecular function: transmembrane transporter activity. NCBI's taxonomy places the organism in Eukaryota, Fungi, Basidiomycota, Agaricomycetes, Boletales, Suillaceae. The record is from RefSeq and is a predicted model, not a curated record. The coding region runs from base 136 to 507 and encodes 123 amino acids.
CUUGUCGAGCCGGACUGCCGUUGUAGGCCUCAUCGAUUAGCUAGCCAACAAGCCGGUCAGCAACCGCCUCAUUAGAAUGACUUCACGUAGUAUAACGAAUUACAUCUUUCAUCCGAGUCAUUCCCUCGCACCACCAUGAUUGUGCAGCAGAAUGACGAGGAGACACCUCUUCUGCAACGGCCAAGACACCUCUUCCGUGGGAUCAAAUUUGGAUUCUACAGCUCUUGGAGAUGCCAAAAAUUCCUUCUGCUCGGACCCUUGCCCCGUUUAUUCCUCAAAGACAUUGGAGUCACUCACGGAGACGAAACCCAGGUUGGACACUACGCCGGCAUCCUCCAAUCAUCAUACUAUGCAGCUCAUACCCUGACUAUUUUUUAUUGGAGUCAACUGUCCGACCACAUCGGGCGGAAGCCUGUAAUACUGAUAGCUCUAUUAGCAAUCUCUAUAUCGAUGUUUUCGUUUGGGCUGUCGAAGACCUUCUUCGCUCUGGUGGUCAGAACUCCUUAAAACCUACCCGUAUCUCCUGCCGUGCUCUAUUUCAGCAUUGUUUAUAUGGACAAUUUGGCUAGUCACGUAUAUCCGUCUUAAAGAGCGUUUCUACCAAGACACCGCUUUGGGAGCUC